AUGGCCGGAUCCCUAAAUGGCUGCACCAGCCUCGCAGAAUGGCGCGCCCAAGCCGAGGCCAUGAAAACGGCCGUAGCCAGCCUCUCCCCAACCCAACCUCUUCCCGGUGGUGACAGCGACUGGUCCGACGACGACGACAUCGACCGCGCCUACGACCCACGCUCCGGCCCUCGCGACGUCUGGGACUUCAUCUCCGACGACGAGCUUGACGAGAUCGGGUUCGACAGUGGGGAUUUGUAUGACGGUGUUGAUGGCGAGGACCAUGGGUAUGGUUCUUCGUCUUCUUCGAAGUAUGAUAUGUCGUGGUUAUCGGCACGGUGUGCCGAAAUUGCGUCAAAAAGAUCGGGUCUUUCAGCCGGCGAGCUGAGGGACCAGAUCGUGGAGAUUCUGAGCGUCGCCCGGCCGCAGGGGGAGCUGCAGAGUUUGUUGACGGAUUUGGUGGGAUUUGACGAUUUAGAGUUUGUGGUAGAUUUGGUGUCGCAUCGGGCGGAGCUGGUUGCGGCGAUUGCAUCGGAUAGGAUACAUGGGGAUGAGGAGAUGAGGGCGGGGGUUGAAGGGCCGAGGUUACUAACCAAGGCGCAGCGGCAGGCCGAGUUGAAGAGGAGGGAUUGGGAGCAUAAACAUGCGCCGUUGAUGGCGGCGAGGGAGAAGGAAGAGGAUCUGCCGCAUGUGUAUCGGAGGUAUGCGGCGGGGAAUACGCUCAGUCAUACCGGCAAGGGGUAUGCCCUGCCAGCGGGGAGCCAGAGGCUAGAGUUUGAUAAGUACGAGGAGUAUGUCGUGCCGGCGGGGAAGCCGGGGUCGUUGUGGCCCGGGCAGAAGUUGGUCAGAAUUGCCGAUCUGGAUGGGUUAUGCAGGAAUACGUUUAAGGGGUACAAGACGCUCAACCGUAUGCAGAGUCUGGUGUAUCCGGUAGCAUACAAGACGAGCGAGAAUAUGCUCAUCUGUGCCCCGACGGGCGCUGGCAAGACAGACGCAGCCAUGUUAACUAUCCUGCAAACCAUCGGACAGUAUCUGACGCCUAGCCCGGCCGAGGACCCCGCUGUCACCGAGUUCGACGUCGCGCUGGAGGACUUCAAGAUUGUGUACGUGGCGCCGAUGAAGGCACUAGCGGCUGAAAUCACGGAGAAGCUGGGCCGUCGUCUGGCCUGGCUGGGCAUCCGGUGCCGCGAGUACACGGGCGAUAUGCACCUGACGAAGUCGGAGAUUGUGCAGACUCAGAUCAUCGUCACGACGCCCGAGAAGUGGGAUGUAGUCACCCGCAAGGGCACUGGAGACACGGAGCUCGUGCAGAAGGUGCGUCUGCUGAUCAUCGACGAGGUGCACAUGCUGCACGACGAGCGUGGCGCUGUCUUGGAGUCACUGGUUGCGCGUACCCAGCGGCAGGUCGAGAGCACACAGUCGUUGAUUCGCAUCGUUGGUCUCAGUGCCACGCUGCCCAACUACAUUGAUGUGGCCGAGUUCCUGGGCGUCAACAAGCGGGCGGGUCUCUUCUACUUUGAUGCGUCGUUCCGUCCUGUGCCCCUUGAACAGCACUUCAUCGGCGUCAAGGGCAAGCCCAACACGAAGCAGUCGCGCGACAAUCUGGACCAGGUAGCCUUCGAGAAAGUCCGCGAGAUGCUGGAGCGGGGACAUCAGGUCAUGGUGUUUGUGCAUUCGCGUCGGGAUACCCAGACUACGGCCAAGAUGCUUCUCGAAAAAGCGGCCGAUAAUGCUUGUCUUGAUCUGCUUGACCCGAGCGGGCAUGAACGAUACGAACUUGCCAUGCGCGAUGUGCGCCAAACCCGGGCCCGCGAGCUUCGGGAGCUGGUGCCGAAGGGCAUUGGUGUUCAUCAUGCCGGCAUGGCGCGCGCGGACAGGAAUCUGAUGGAGAGGUUGUUUGGAGAGGGUGUUCUCAAGGUGCUGUGCUGCACAGCGACUCUGGCCUGGGGUGUCAACUUGCCGGCUGCGGCGGUCGUGAUCAAGGGGACACAGGUGUACAGCGCUCAGGACGGCAAGUUCGUCGAUCUGGGUAUCCUGGACGUCCUACAGAUCUUCGGUCGUGCCGGUCGCCCGCAGUUUGAGGACGUCGGUAUCGGCAUCAUCUGCACGACACACGACAAGCUGGCACACUACCUGACGGCCGUGACAGACCAACUUCCGAUCGAGUCACGGUUCGCCAGCCGGCUGGUUGACAACCUGAACGCUGAGAUCGCUCUGGGUACAGUGACGUCCAUCGACGAUGCAGUGAAAUGGAUAGGCUAUUCCUACCUGUACGUACGGAUGCGACGGAACCCGAUGGCCUACGGCAUCGACUGGACCGAGUAUGAUCAAGACAGGCAACUGGUCGGGCGCCGACGCAAGCUGGCCAUCGAGGCAGCUCGGAAGCUGCAGCAGUGCCAAAUGAUCGUGUUCAACGAGCGCACGGAGGAGCUUCGUAGCAAGAACAUCGGGCGCAUCGCCAGCCAGUUCUACAUCCAGCACACGAGUAUCGAGCUCUUCAACCGCGAGAUGCGUCAGGACGCCGACGAGCGCGACAUCCUGCGCAUGAUCGCCAAGAGCGGCGAGUUCGACAACAUCCAGUCACGGAAUAAUGAGGCCAACGAGCUCAUUCGCAUGCGCAAUGAUGAGGACAUGAUCCCCUAUGAGGUGCCCGAGGGGAUUGAUACGCCCCAGGCGAAGACGAACAUCUUGCUGCAGGCGUAUAUCUCGCGCGCACAGCCCGAUGACUUCGCCCUGGUGAACGAUCUGAACUAUGUGGCUCAGCAGGCAGGGCGCAUCUGCCGGGCGCUGUUCAUGCUGGCGCUUAACCAUCGCUGGGGGUACCAGUGCCUGGUUCUGCUGACGCUGGCCAAGUCGAUAGAGAAGCGCAUCUGGAUGUUCCGGCACCCGCUGCACCAAUUCGACCUGCCGAAGCCUGUGCUGAACAACUUGGACAUGAAGGAGGCCCUGUCGAUCGAGAGCAUGCGCGAGAUGGAGGCGUCCGAGAUCGGGAACCUGGUCAAUAACUUCCGCAUGGGCGGCAAAAUUCGUAAGCUGCUCGAUCACUUUCCCACGCUGAGCGUCGAGGCCGAAGUUGCGCCGCUGAACCGGAAUAUCCUGCGGGUGAAGCUCUCCAUCACGCCCGACUUCCGCUGGAACGACCAGAUGCACGGCACCAGCGAGGGCUACUACAUUUGGGUCGAGAACUCGGACACGUCCAGGAUCUACCACCACGAGUUCCUCGUGCUUACGCGGCGCAAGCUGCACGACACGCACGAGCUGCACUUCACCAUCCCCAUGGAGGACCCCCUACCGAACCAGAUUUAUGUGCGUGCUGUGUCAGAUCGGUGGUUGGGUGCCGAGACGGUCACGGCUGUGUCGUUCCAGCACUUGAUCCGUCCGGAUACGGAGAGCGUGUAUACAGAUCUAUUGAAUCUCCAGCCGCUGCCUAUUACCGCGCUGAAGAACCCGGCGUUGGAAGAGCUCUAUGCGAAGCGCUUCCGCUUCUUUAAUCCCAUGCAGACGCAGCUGUUCCAUACGCUGUAUCAUCGGGAUGUGAACGUGCUUCUCGGCUCGCCGACAGGCAGUGGCAAGACUGUUGCGGCAGAACUGGCCAUGUGGUGGGCGUUCCGUGAGCGGCCCGGGUCGAAGGUGGUCUACAUCGCGCCCAUGAAGGCCCUCGUUCGGGAGAGGGUCAAGGACUGGGGCGACCGGCUGGCCAAACCGUUGGGGCUGAGACUGGUCGAGUUGACGGGUGACAAUACCCCUGACACUAAGACCAUCCGAGACGCGGAUAUCAUCAUCACGACGCCCGAGAAAUGGGACGGUAUCUCGCGUAGCUGGCAGACAAGAGACUAUGUUCGGAAGGUUAGCUUGGUGAUCAUCGACGAGAUUCACCUGCUAGCUGGCGACCGUGGUCCGAUUCUCGAGAUCAUUGUCUCCCGGAUGAAUUACAUUGGUGCUUCGACUGGCCGGCCGGUCCGGCUGCUGGGCAUGUCGACCGCGUGCGCGAACGCGACUGAUCUGGCUAGCUGGCUGGGCGUGAAGGAAGGCGAAGGGCUGUUCAACUUCCGGCACUCUGUGCGUCCUGUGCCCCUGGAGCUGUAUAUCGAUGGGUUCCCGGAGACGAGGGGGUUCUGUCCUUUGAUGCAGAGCAUGAAUCGGCCGACCUUCUUGGCGAUCUUGAACCAUUCCCCGGAGAAGCCGGUUAUUGUGUUUGUGCCGUCGAGAAGGCAGACGAGGUUGACGGCCAAAGAUCUGAUUAACCUGUGCGGUAUGGAGGACAACCCGAGAAGAUUUUUGCACAUGAGUGAGGAGGACUUGCAGGUGAAUCUAGCCCGGGUCAAGGAUGACGCUCUGAGGGAAGCGCUCAACUUUGGCAUUGGCCUGCACCAUGCCGGUUUGGUCGAGACGGACAGGCAGAUUGCCGAGGAACUGUUCCUCCACGGCAAGAUCCAGAUCCUCAUCGCGACGAGCACACUCGCCUGGGGUGUCAACUUGCCUGCCCACCUGGUCAUCGUCAAGGGCACACAGUACUACGAUGCAAAGACCGAGGCCUACCGCGACAUGGACCUGACCGAUGUGCUUCAGAUGCUAGGACGUGCCGGCCGUCCUCAGUUCGAUGACUCCGGUGUAGCCCGAAUCUUCACCCAAGAAGCCAAAAAGGACUUCUAUAAGCACUUCCUGCACACCGGCUUCCCCGUCGAGUCCUCCCUACAUACCGUCCUCGACGACCACUUGUGCGCCGAGAUCAGCGCCGAGACCAUCCUCACCAAACAAGACGCCCUCGACUACCUCACCUGGACGUUCUUCUUCCGUCGGCUGCACAAGAACCCGAGCUAUUACGGCCUGGAGAUCUCCGCGGAGGAGCACAACACCCUCGAGGCGCAGCACCGCGCAAACGAGUACCUUGUCUCCCUCAUCGAAAACUCCCUCGACGAACUGGAGACGUCCAAGUGCGUGGAAGUCCAUCCUAACGGCGAUCUCGACGCCACGCCCCUCGGUCGCAUCAUGAGCUACUACUACCUCUCGCACCGCACCAUCCGACACCUCGUUCGCCGAGCAGACGCGAUCCCCCAGGCUUCGUUGCUCGAUGCCCUAGCAUGGAUGUCCCGCGCCGCAGAGUACGACGAGCUGCCCGUGCGACACAACGAAGACCUGAUCAACGCCGAACUUGCCAAGGCCCUGCCCUUCCCACCCUCGGCGGUAGGAGGCCUGCCGAUGUGGGAUCCGCAUGUUAAGGCCUUCUUGCUCAUGCAAGCCCACUUUAGCAGGGUCGAGCUGCCGAUUACGGAUUAUGUGGGUGAUUUGACGAGCGUGCUAGAUCAGAGUAUUCGCGUGAUUCAGGCGAGUAUCGAUGUCAUGGCUGAGUUGGGGCGGUUGACGUCCGCGCUGAGGUUUGUGACACUAUUGCAGUGUGUAAAGCAGGGGGUUUGGCCGGAUGAUCCGGCCGUUGCUGUACUUCCUGGAGUGGAGGAGCCUGUGCCGGAGGCGGCGAAGAAACUUACUAUUAAAGAGCUUGCCAGUUUGCCGCGGGAGGACCACCCCUCCUUAGCAAAGAUUCUCUCCAUUUCCCCGCACCAGACGAAUCGUUUCAACAAGGCGUUGUCGGCCCUGCCCGACGUAGAGGUCUCCCUCCCCUCUGACUCUCUCACCCCGGAGAGUAUCACUGUUGUCCUGAGGCGCAAAAACCCCCUCACCGACCGCGAAGCACGAGCCUAUGCCCCACGCUUCCCGAAGUCCCAAACUGAAGGAUGGAUCGUCAUUGUCGGCGACAAACAGCGUGAUCAGGUAUGGGGCGUGAAGCGUGUGGCUUGGCAGGGGGAUGUGGGUGUCGGGAGACGGCCCAGUGCAAAGGCGGUGGUGAAGAUUCCUUCGCCGGAUGUUGUUCUUGAUGAUGAGGUUGGGAAGAAGCAGGAUGGUGAAGCUGAGGGGAGGAAGGUGGAUGUGUGGGUGUUGAGUGAUGCUUAUGUGGGGUUGGAGUGGGUGUUUGAUGGGGUUGUUUUGCCAGCGCCGAAGAAGGAGAUGAGGAUUGAUGCUACGGGGGUUGUGGAUAAAGCGGGCACGGGAAGCCAAUGA
Molecule: messenger RNA, 6036 nt
Organism: Thermochaetoides thermophila DSM 1495
Lineage: Eukaryota; Fungi; Ascomycota; Sordariomycetes; Sordariales; Chaetomiaceae
Product: RNA helicase-like protein
Exons: 1
Coding region: 1-6036 (2011 amino acids)
Molecular function (GO): nucleic acid binding; ATP hydrolysis activity; ATP binding
Source: RefSeq, a predicted model, not a curated record